Trifolium pratense (red clover) is the source of this 571-nucleotide messenger RNA. Its product is annotated as calcium-binding protein KRP1-like. Bases 91 to 438 code for a protein of 115 amino acids. The record is from RefSeq and is a predicted model, not a curated record. Gene Ontology annotation, molecular function: calcium ion binding. The transcript has a single exon. Lineage: Eukaryota; Viridiplantae; Streptophyta; Magnoliopsida; Fabales; Fabaceae.
UAACACACCCUUCUAGCACAAGCUACCAAUAUAUCUACUUUCACAUUGUUACUAGGAACUUCUACUUGAAGUUUCACCCACAAUUUCCACAUGGAAUUAAAUUUUGGUAUGGAUUUUGAGGAUUACUUUCCAUCCAUGAUUGCACGUUUUGGAGCAGAAGGGUUUAUAAAUGAACUUUGCAACGGCUUUCGUUUGCUUAUGGAUGUGAACAAAGGUCUUAUAACAUUUGAGAGCUUGAAGAUGAAUUGUUCCAUGCUUGGUUUGGAGGUUAGGGAUGAUGAGCUAGUUUGCAUGCUAAUGGAAGGUGAUUUGGAUGGAGAUGGUGCUUUAAAUCAAAUGGAGUUUUGCAUUCUCAUGUUUAGGUUGAGUCCAUGUUUAAUGGGUGGACCUAAAAUUUGCACUAGUACUCAUCAAGGUGUGGAUUCCAUGUCAAUGUGAUGCAGCUCUUCUAUCUAACUCUCCUUCUCAUGGCUAAUUUUUGUCUAAGAUUUAAUUCAUAUACAUUGUCGGUCUAAAAAUCUUUUACACUGUCAAAUAAUUAUAAUCGUCAAAUAUCAAUUAAAACUUUUUU